AAGUGCAAAGUUUAAAUAUAAUAACGUUUAAUCUGAAGUGUAAAGUUAUAUAAUAUAGAAAGCACAAAGUGUAAAUGCAGCAGAACUGUCACAUCAUGCAGUGCUAUAUUACACUGGAUUUGUCUCUCCUUUACAUACAGAUAUGCAGGGAACGCCCCUUGGAGAAGUAAAGCCAAAUCUGACUUUUGAAAAUUUCACUAGGGAUCUCGCAGCGCUGGAGGACAAUUUUAGAAUAUCUCACCUGAGCAGAGAGUUUUAAAAUAUCAGGGCCUGAAUGAGUUGUGUGUGUUUCAGGUGCCUAUAAAGUGUGAUGAUGUUGCCGUGUAUUUCUCUAUGGAGGAGUGGGAGUAUAUAGAGGGACACAAGGAGCUUUACAAGGACGUCAUGAUGGAGACUCGCCAAGCACUAAGGACUAAUGAGAUUCCAGGAAAUGAGAGCUCAGAACUAACAGGUCACAGAGAUGAAAAUCUAGACACAGAAACACAAGGAGAACUUGUACAGAAUAUUCAGCCAGUGGAGAGCCCAUCAGACGUCUCUGCAGAACUAACAGGUCACAGUAAUGAAAAUCUAGACACAGGAUCACAAGGAGACCUUGUACAGAAUAUUCAGCCAUCAGAUGUCUCUGCAGGUGAUGAUGAUAUUAAUACUGACGUAGAUGUUAAAACAGAAGAUGUAAAUGUAACGUGUCAGCUGGAAGCUCCAAUGCAGGAAAUGUGUGACAGUGACAAUGCAGGUGUAAAUGAUGCUAAGAUUUCAUGUAACACUAAACAAACUGAAGAUCAGUGGCUAAGAAAUAUGCCAGGAGCUGCAGAACAGGAAAUAUGUGCCAAUAUAAGCACAGGUGAAUUCACAGACGGCAAUAAUCCUAGUCCUGAUAAGAGUUCAGAUGCUUCUUUACAUCUUCUGCAAAAUCAAAGAAGCCACGUGGGAAAUGUACAUCUUUGUAAACAUCUGAAUAUUCAUACAGGAGAAAAGCCAUUUUCCUGUCUUAUAUGUGGGAAAUUGUUUAACUAUAGAAAAAAUCUUGUUGCUCAUCGGAAAAUACAUAGAGCAAAAAAAGGAUUUUUAUGUUCUGACUGUGGGAAAUAUUGUGCUCAGAAAUCACAUCUUAUUGAUCAUCAGAAAAUUCACACAGGAGAAAAAGCAUUUUCAUGUCCUGACUGUGGAAAAUGUUUUACUCUAAAAUCAACUCUUAUUAGGCAUCAGAAAAUUCAUACUGGGGAGAAAGCAUUUUCAUGUUCUGAAUGUGGAAAAUGUUUUACUCUGAAAUCACAUCUUCUUAGCCAUCAGAAAGUUCAUACAGGGGAGAAACCAUUUUCAUGUUCUGACUGUGGGAAAUGCUUUACUCUGAAAUCAACUCUUCUUAGCCAUCAGAAAAUUCAUACAGGAGAAAAAGCAUUUACAUGUUCCGACUGUGGGAAAUGUUUUACUCAGAAAUCAAAUCUUAUUACGCAUCAGAAAAUUCAUACUGGGGAGAAAGCAUUUUCAUGUUCUGACUGUGGGAAAUGUUUUACCCGGAAAAUUACUCUUAUUAAGCAUCAGAAAACUCAUACUGGGGAGAAAGCAUUUUCAUGUUCUGACUGUGGGAAAUGUUUUACUCUCAAAUCAAAUCUUAGUAGGCAUCAGAAAAUUCAUACAGGAGAGAAAGCAUUUUCAUGUUCUGACUGUGGGAAAUGUUUUACUCAGAAAUCAACUCUUCUUAGCCAUCAGAAAAUUCAUACAGAUGGACAAUGACCCAAAAACUUAAGGCAGAAAGACCCAUGAGCAAACGAUAACUGAUGACAGCUGCAGUAAAGGCCUGGCAAAGCAUUACAAAGGAGGAAACCCAGCAUUUGAUGAACUUCCAGACUUUAAGCAGUCAUUGCCUACAGAUUCUUGACAAAGUAUUAAAAAUUAACAUUUUAUUAAUGAUUGUGUUAAUUUGUCCAAUUACAUUUGAGCCCCUGAAAUAAGAUGACUGUGUAUGAAAAUGGUUGCAAUUCCUAAUCGUUUCAUAUGGUAUUUUUGUUCAACCCCUUGAAUUAAAGAUAAAAGCCUGCACUUAAAGGGACAGUUUACUCAAAAUAUUUAUCCACUUUAAUUUGUUCCCAAUUAUCCACUUUACCUAUUGGAGUGUAUUAAAUUGUUUACAAGUAGCUAAUUUACCUUUAUAUUGGCAUUUGAAAUAGUUGAUUUAGCAUGUGGUAUCCCCACCUAUUGUGAAAGUUUGUGGCCGCAGGUCCAAGCUAUAGAUAAGCUUUGUAAACACUGUCAGUAGAAGAAAUUACACUCCCAGUGGGAUAUAGCAGAGAUAAGGUAAUACAAUGUUGAUUGUACAUUGUUUUCUCCAAGUACUGGUGAUUGUUUAAUGGACAGAUAUAAGAUAACGAAGCAGGUAUAUGUACACAACGUGAUACAGUAAUGAGAUCUGAUUAUACCUACAAGCUCAACCCAUUUUAUUAGGUUGUGGCUUCAAAACACAAAAUCAGAGCUUUAAUAUAAACAAAUAAACCUUAAAAAGCUAAUUUUCAUAUUUUUUUGCAGUUGGUAAAAAAGCAAUUGUAAACACAUUAAGGGAACAACUAUUUUACAGUAUACUGUCCCUUUAAAUUGCAUCUCGGUUGUUUCAUUUAAAAUACAUUGAGGUGGCAUACAGAGCCAGAAUUAUAAAAA
Bombina bombina (fire-bellied toad) is the source of this 2652-nucleotide messenger RNA. RefSeq names its product zinc finger protein OZF-like. Gene Ontology annotation, biological process: regulation of transcription by RNA polymerase II; central nervous system development. Lineage: Eukaryota; Metazoa; Chordata; Amphibia; Anura; Bombinatoridae. Gene Ontology annotation, cellular component: nucleus. Gene Ontology annotation, molecular function: RNA polymerase II cis-regulatory region sequence-specific DNA binding; DNA-binding transcription factor activity, RNA polymerase II-specific. The record is from RefSeq and is a predicted model, not a curated record. The coding region runs from base 334 to 1734 and encodes 466 amino acids. The transcript is spliced from 7 exons.